AUGAAUGCUAACGGUGAGAUUGCGUUCAGUGGAAUGCAACUCAGCCGACAAGGCUUCAGUGGUGCUCAAGUGCGCCAAGGAUUUGAUGCAACUCAAGCUCAAACUCCGCAAGCUGUGAAAACUGGAUAUUUUGAUACGUCAAAUGUCUUACGCGAUGCUAUCAAGGGAAAGGAUGAGAAUGGCAAUGAUGUCUAUCUUAUUCCAUGUCCUGCUGGUACGACAAAUGUUGAACUUCAAGCCAACUGGCACUAUGCUAGUGAAGAUGAAGAUUUGCCUGAUUUUGCUACUGAAGCAGAUCGAGUGGUUGCACAACCACCACCAUUUGUAAUGGCGAGCUCAUGCAUGGACUCUGUCAUGCUGAGAAGGAGCUUAAUAGUUCUCAACAAAGAAGAUUUUCUAGGAAGAUUUCCGCCUCCAGUCUAUUAUGAUGAAGACGGAAUUGCCAAUGUACUUGCUAUGCGCAAGAUGAUUGCUGCGGGAUACCGCUUUACUAUGGAUACUGAUGUUGACAAUGCCUUUGUUGUACAUUUGUAUGAUCAUGUCAUCAUGGACAGUGGUUGUACAAACACCACCAUUUGUAAUGGUGAGCUUAUGCAUGGACUCCGUCAUGCUGAGAAAGAACUUGACAUGCACACUAACGUGGGUAGCAGAGUUCUCGACAAAGAAGGUUUUCUAGGAAUAUUUCCACCUCCAGUUUAUCACGAUGAAGGUGGAAUUGCCAAUGCACUUGCUAUGCGCGAGAUGAUUGCUGCGGGAUACCGCAUUACUAUGGAUACUGAUGCUGACAAUGCUUUUAUUGUGCAUUGUGAUGGAAACCGAAAGAUGCAAUCUGUGAAUCAUAAGGGUGUGUAUGUGUUGGAGCAACUUGGAGCGAAUGUCAAAAGGCAAGUCAAGUCAACAAGACCAACUCCGAAGAAGAAGUACGACGACUUUUUCAGUCCACCAGAGGAAUUAUAUCAGCACAAUCGAUCUAUUACCGUCUGUAUUGAUCACACGGAGAUUGAGAAUGCUAAGUUUCUCACCUGCAUUGAUACCACUGUGCGUUAUCACUCAUGUAUUCCUGUGCAGAACCUGAAGACUGACCCUGUAUUUGAAGCAUUGGAUAAGAUAUUCCGCCGCUACAACAAGGCAGGCUUUCAAGUCAAGAUCAUCAAGUGUGAUCGGGCGUUCAUUCCUCUCACGGAUGAUAUGCUAGACAAUAUGGGUGUUAUUAUUGACCCGACUGCAGCUGGAGACCACGAGCCUAUUGCUGAGCAAAACAAUAGGACGCUGAAAGAAAGAGUCAGAGUUGCUCUGCCACGAUUACCCUACAAAGUGGUUCCAAAAGUGAUCACUGAAUGUCUUGGACGUCAAGCCGCCAAGCUAUUGAAUGUCUUUCCCGAGAAAGACAGUAUCUCAUCACAUUUCAGUCCGCAGCAACUCAUUGAUAAUGUCAAUAUCAACUACAAGAGUGACAUGGUUGCUGAGCUUGGACAAUAUGUUCAUGCAAUUGGGACGGAUUCCAACAAUUCAAUGGAACCCAGAAGUAUCGAAGUGAUUUACAUUGAACCUACAAAGGGACAACGUACUGGGCACCAAGUGCUCAACCUCAAUACUAAGAAGAUGAUUUCCCGACCCAAGGUCGUUGUACUACCCAGAGAUUUGGAGACAUUUCAAGAUGGGGAUCAAAUCGCAGGAGUGGAUGACACGGACCAAGGUUACUUAGAAGAAGCCUUUGAUCAGGAAUAUGAACCUGAAAAUGAAAAUGAACGUGAUUUCAAUCUACAUGGACAAUUCAAUGAUAUCGAUGACUCCAAAAGAGAAGAGCUCUUGGCAGAUGCAGACAAUGAUGUCGAUGACAUGCCAGAACUCACUGUCAGAUUCCAAGGAGAUGAUGACUAUGAAUCAGACGACAAUUUGGGUGAUGAAGGCGACGAAGAGGAAGAACCUAUUGUGGCCAAUUUCGAUCAACAUCAAGAAAAUGUCGAUAGAGGAACCCAUGAUAUUCGGAGCCUUGUUACUGAUCUGGAGGACCUACAAGAGCCGCCAGAAGAAGAGAUUGUAUUUGAGUCUGAAGAGCCUCAAGUAGCAAAAGUCACUCGAUCUGGGCAAACGUAUGUGCAAGCUAUAAUGUCAGGGCUGAACCUUUCUCAGGAUCCAAAGAAACCAAGAGAAUGGCCUUUGAGCAGGAGUGGCAGUUCUGCCAAUAAGAACAAGAAUCGAGUUGCGACAAGACGCAAGCAUUGA
Messenger RNA from Cylindrotheca closterium, 2226 nucleotides. The record is from the annotation of a GenBank genome assembly. Lineage: Eukaryota; Bacillariophyta; Bacillariophyceae; Bacillariales; Bacillariaceae.